Messenger RNA from Penicillium longicatenatum, 621 nucleotides. RefSeq lists its product as uncharacterized. The transcript is spliced from 3 exons. Bases 1 to 621 code for a protein of 206 amino acids. The record is from RefSeq and is a predicted model, not a curated record. Lineage: Eukaryota; Fungi; Ascomycota; Eurotiomycetes; Eurotiales; Aspergillaceae.
AUGGAGCGCCCAGUGGAAGAAAUAAAGGUGGUCAUCCAACUGCUUACCCAGUCCUCACCUUCGUUGCAACAAAAAUGCCUCGAGCGAUAUUUCACUGCGGAUGCCUCGUUCUAUCAUCCAUUUUGUUAUGUUCCCAGCUUUGAGGGGAGCCGGUGGUUCGUGCUCAAGAUUUUCCAAUGGUACAAAAUCAUGUCACCGCGGGUUGAAAUGGAAAUACAUUCUGUCGCAUUUGAUGAGCAGAGCCUUAAGCUUUAUGUUCACAUGUCCCAAAUAUUCUCAAUCUGGAUCGUACCCUUCCAUGUCGCACCUGUGACUCUUACGACGGUGCUUGACCUGACACCCGAGUCCAGCCAGAGUCGUCAAGACCAACCCCUGUACUACAUCAAAAGACAGGAGGAUCUGUAUCAGACGUCGGAGUUUAUCAAGUUCCUACUACCCCACGUGGGCCACUGGCUAAUUUCGGCCUGGCAUCUAUUCGCAACCUUCUUCUGUAUCAUCGGUGCUUAUGCUCUUUGGCCAAUGCUCUGGUUAGAGGAAAAUAACUACCUGCCUGGUCGAAUUGCACAAGGUAAUAUAGCCUAUGAUCUUGGUCGGAAUAUUAGGGAUAUUAAGCAGAAGUGA